AUGGAGGCUUGUCUUCAGCUUUCGUGGAUUAGUUUUGUUUUUUGUUUUGGUGUCGUGUUUUGCCAACAUCGUGCUGGUGGCAAAGUGAUAUUUGUUCUCACAAUGAGCGUGGUGCCGGCAGUGAGGGGGCUCACUGACGCGGAGGUGAUGGAGCCUUCUCACUUUGCGCGGGAGAGUUCGGACGAUACAAAUGGUGAUGGGACCCCGCAGCCGUUGCCGUUGCAGCUGCGCGGGGACUCGUGGAGGUAUAUAGUGGGCUUAACAUUUUGCAUUAUAUCCGUUUCGAACGCCAUGCAGUGGAUCACGUUCUCCGCAAUCGUGGAGGAGGUUCGCGCGUAUUUCAAUAUGAGUGCUGUGCAGGUGAAUUAUUUAGCCACGACGUACGUUAUUGCCUACGUAUUGAUCGUUUUUUUGAGCUGCAAGCUUUACGAAGUAACUGGGUUGAAAGUUGGUGUUGUGAUUGCCGCCUCGACAAAUGCCAUUGGAUCUUUAAUUAAACUUCUUGCACUUUACGUAUGGCCAAACAUGGUUCUAUUGUAUAUGGCGCAGGUUUUUAAUUCCGUCACAGAGGUCCUUACAAUUGCCACCCCGCCGCUCAUUGCGAAUCGUUGGUUCCCAGAAGGCCAACGCAUGGUCGCCAACACCGUAUUGAGUAGCGCCCUCAAUUUCGGUUGCGGUAUUGGGGUGUUGAUUCCAACUUUUUUUGUUACACCGGAGAAGCAGGAGCGAAGGCAUUUAGCGCACUUGUUUUGGUUUCAGUUUGCAAUAUGCAGUGGCGCACUCAUUAUGGCUAUUUUUUUUGUUCCCUUGCGUCCUCGUUACAUGGCAAGUUACGCCGCAGCACGACAACAAGAAAAUGAGGCGAAACACUUGGAGGUCCUCAGAGGCAUUGUGCGACGUCGCAAGGGACGAAGCAAGCGCGAGCGAGUUCAGCAACGGCACGAAGGUCAAGAAGGACAAGGGGAGGGGGGGACUGUUGUCUGUGAUGAACAUGGCGAACAGGACGUGCAAUCUAUCAAUGUGUUUUCCACCAUCAAGGAUGCUCUCCACAUGCUAAAGGAUAAUUCUUCCUUUGUGUUUCUCAUGAUUGCUAGUGCGGCCGAACUUGGUCUUAUAUGGGCAGUCGCCACAGUACUACCUCAGUGUUUAAGUCCGUUUGGUGUGUCAGAGGUAGAGAGUGGAUGGAUUGGAUUUUCAAAUCUUGUCCUUGGCACAGUCGUGGCACCGUUUCUUAUGCACCUUGUUGAGCGUAAUCGCCGGUAUAAAACAGUGCUUGUCUCCAUUGCCAUGAUCCUCACUCUGAAUAUGUCUGUCUUGGUCCUCUCUCUGGCGUUUGGGCCACCUCCGCAGGAUAAUCGUAAUUAUUAUGUCGUGGUGGCGUUCGUUCUGUGGGGCGGUGUGGCAGGUCUUUGUCAAAACUUUAUGAUGCCGCUUAUGUUUGAGUUUGUUAUUGAGCUUACCUUCCCAAUGGCAGAAUCCACAAGUGCCCCUGUACUGACCUGGGCGGCAUGCCUAUCAAACCUUAUUUUAACUAUUGUGUUUGGUGAAAUGCUUGGAGAUGCUCCCACGCGGGGUGAGGCAGUGAAUGUUUUUAUAGGGGCAACAGUUGUGUGCUUUUUGGGUGGCAUUGCACUCUUGUUGGUGUACCCAUACCGAAGACGAUGCGAGUAUGAACUUCUCAUGAAGGAGAGGGGUGAGAGAAUGUUGGUCGCCGCAGCCGCAGCUUGA
Messenger RNA from Trypanosoma rangeli, 1728 nucleotides. Its product is annotated as putative MFS transporter. NCBI's taxonomy places the organism in Eukaryota, Euglenozoa, Kinetoplastea, Trypanosomatida, Trypanosomatidae. Gene Ontology annotation, molecular function: transmembrane transporter activity. Gene Ontology annotation, cellular component: membrane. Gene Ontology annotation, biological process: transmembrane transport. The coding region runs from base 1 to 1728 and encodes 575 amino acids. The transcript has a single exon. The record is from RefSeq and is a predicted model, not a curated record.